GACGAUGGGUGGGACUGCGGUUUUGAAGACAUUGAUUGGCUCGCUUAUUUACAGCUACGCCAAUGAAAUUCAGUCGUGCUCUGUGUCCAAUCACAACACGCAAUCAGAAGGCACGUCUAUGGUGUCUGAAAAUUUGCAUGGGCGGUGAAUAAAUGGUUCCUUAAAAACAUACAUCUUUAUUCAUUGUGUUAUUGUGAUAGAGUAAUCAUCAUGCCUGAGCCAGCAAAACCCGCACCUAAGAAGGGAUCCAAGAAGGCCGUUACUAAAACCUCCGUAAAGGGCGGCAAGAAGCGCAAGAGGUCCAGGAAGGAGAGUUAUGCUAUCUACGUCUACAAGGUCCUGAAGCAGGUUCAUCCUGACACCGGGAUUUCCUCUAAGGCCAUGGGGAUAAUGAACUCUUUCGUCAAUGAUAUUUUCGAGCGUAUCGCCGGUGAGUCCUCUCGUCUCGCUCACUACAACAAGCGCUCCACCAUCACAUCGAGAGAGAUCCAGACCGCCGUGCGUCUGCUGCUGCCCGGUGAACUCGCCAAACACGCCGUUUCUGAGGGAACAAAGGCCGUCACCAAGUACACCAGCUCCAAAUAAAUCUGUUGAAGCUUCCAACAACCCAAAGGCUCUUUUAAGA
Misgurnus anguillicaudatus (oriental weatherfish) is the source of this 625-nucleotide messenger RNA. Lineage: Eukaryota; Metazoa; Chordata; Actinopteri; Cypriniformes; Cobitidae. The record is from RefSeq and is a predicted model, not a curated record.